AUGAAUUGUCUUUGUUACCACUGCGGAGUGAUCUUCGAGUCUCGUGCUGCGCGCGAGAUCCACAUACUUCACCUUUCCAGCCUACCACCUUUUCCACGCCGAGAAGACUUCACACUGGGCCCCUACUACGUACCAGUACCAGAGACUCCACGCCUGGUCGGGCAGCCAUAUGUGGUAUCUGCUUCACCUUUCAAUCUAUCUCCAACAGACAGCAGCGCUCCAAAAGUCCAAUUCAAGUUCACAAUGGACCCAUCACCACCCACAACACCGAUACACUCAUCAUCACAAGGCUCCGCAUCAAUGGACAUGUCAGAGUACGCCCUGACCCCAGACCACCAGCCAAGAUUCGUCAUGGACCCAUCGCCACCCUCAACUCCCUCGCCUGCGAGAUCAUGCCCACCCUUCCCCAACCCAUUCAUGGACACCCACACCCCCUCUCCACGAAUGUUCCCCCUCCCAGGCCAAUACCUCCCCACCGUCCCCACCGUCUCGAACUGGGCUUCUCACCUCCUAGCCACCGGCUGCACGAAACUCGGAAAGGGAUGUCUCAACAACUGCGUCUCUGGCGCUGAACUCGAGGAGUCGUCCAAACAAAGCCGCUUCCCGCUCACGACCCGGGUCACAAAGAGAACGGCGCACGUUAAGGGAAAGAAGAGCAAGUGUUGGAUCUGUCAGGGAAUGUUUGUUGAUCUUAUGAAGCACGAGAAGAAGCACGAGAAGAAGCAUGAGGAGGAGAUGCAUUGGGAGUGUAAUGUUUGUCUGGAUUUAUUUCCUAGGAAGUGGAUCUUGACGAAGCAUGAGAGGGAGGCGCAUGUCAAACACAGGAGGAAAGAAAAAUGGAUCCUUUGA
This is a messenger RNA of Mollisia scopiformis, 849 nucleotides long. RefSeq lists its product as uncharacterized. The coding region runs from base 1 to 849 and encodes 282 amino acids. The transcript has 2 exons. NCBI's taxonomy places the organism in Eukaryota, Fungi, Ascomycota, Leotiomycetes, Helotiales, Mollisiaceae. The record is from RefSeq and is a predicted model, not a curated record.